Fomitiporia mediterranea MF3/22 is the source of this 678-nucleotide messenger RNA. RefSeq lists its product as uncharacterized. The transcript has 4 exons. The record is from RefSeq and is a predicted model, not a curated record. Bases 1 to 678 code for a protein of 225 amino acids. Lineage: Eukaryota; Fungi; Basidiomycota; Agaricomycetes; Hymenochaetales; Hymenochaetaceae.
AUGCUCUUCACAACAAUCCUGCUCGUCUCUUUGCAUCUCAGUGCUCUCAGUGCUAGGCUUGACUCUCGUCGUCCGAAAACACCUGGACUGGACCUAUGCCCAUCAGCGUUUCUCACAGACUCGAGAGCAGUCAACGUCGGUGGCCACACGAUCCAGCACAGCACAUUCGCGUGUCCAGAUGACAGUUUAUCCAAAGCCUCAUUAGCAGCCAAAAGUACAGUAGAUAAUGUCACUAACGAUAUUUCGCGUCGUUCUGUUGCCGAGUGCAGGGCAAGUGUUCCCGAGUGCCAGUGUGGUCAACAAACUUCUGGAAAGUGCAAGAACUGGACAAGCAGUGCGCCCACAGGAAAUGACUGUGCAAUCCUGUUAGAUGGCUUGCAAGUCGUUGCCGAACAAACUGGUGCAACGUUCUUGGUGGCAAACAACUCUAUGGACCUCCUCACUUUCCAGACUUGUGCAGUGGGAUUUGUCAACUUGGGGACCUUCCAGGGAGCAACGAGCAUAGAAUAUUGCUGGGAUGAACUGAGAUCCGAUCUUGGCGUUCUGUAUCAGAAUUGUAUCGCGUCCGGAGCCUCGACUAGUGUCGAAAACAUUGCUAAUAACGGAUUCUGGCUACAACACUUACUCACGCUUGUAGUAACACCAAUUACAUCUAGAAUCUUCCGCUUCAGCCCCUGA